UCAUCACCUCAAAAACUCCUUCAAGUUUUUGCAAUACUCUUUUAACUCUUCAUUCGUCUUUUGAUCUAAUUUUUUGAACACUUUUAGCCAUCAUGGGUGUUCUAUCUUAUGAAUCUGAGUUCACCUCCUCCAUCCCUCCUGCUAGGCUUUUCAAGGCCUUUGUGCUUGAUGCAGACAACCUCUUUCCAAAGCUCGCUCCCAAUGCAGUUAAGUCUGUUGAAAUCAUUGAAGGAGAUGGAGGUGCUGGAACCAUUAAGAAGAUCACCUUUGGUGAAGGCAGCCAUUUCAACUACUCAAAGCAAAAGAUUGAAACAGUUGACAAAGACAACUUCGUUUACGCCUACAGUUUGAUUGAAGGAGAUGCCUUGACAGAGAAACUUGAGAAAAUCUCUUAUGAGAACAAGUUUACUGCAGCUGAUGGAGGAUCCAUCAUCAAGAGUAUCAGCAAAUACCACACCAAGACCGACGACCAUGAUAUCACAGAAGACAAAAUCAAGGCAGGGAAAGAAAAGGCAGCUCAUCUCUUCAAGGUUGUUGAAAAGUACCUCCAAGAGAAUCCUGAUGCCUACAACUAAAACUAGUUUUAUCAAUGUUACCUCUAUGUAUUGUUCAUUGAAGUGUGUUUUCCCAUAGUCAUUCCCACCAAUUUCUGGAUUUUGGGCUCUUUUUUUUUCUUUUUCUUUUUCCUCAGAAUGUUAAAGUGUGAACAUUUUAUUUCUUUUAUUAUAAUCAAAUAAAAGCAUAUGUUGAGUGAUCAUCAAAGAUAUAA
This is a messenger RNA of Ziziphus jujuba (common jujube), 769 nucleotides long. Its product is annotated as major strawberry allergen Fra a 1.05. Gene Ontology annotation, biological process: abscisic acid-activated signaling pathway; defense response. The record is from RefSeq and is a predicted model, not a curated record. Lineage: Eukaryota; Viridiplantae; Streptophyta; Magnoliopsida; Rosales; Rhamnaceae. Gene Ontology annotation, cellular component: nucleus; cytoplasm. The coding region runs from base 93 to 575 and encodes 160 amino acids. Gene Ontology annotation, molecular function: signaling receptor activity; abscisic acid binding; protein phosphatase inhibitor activity. The transcript is spliced from 2 exons.